GAAACAUUCAGUAAACGACAUUUUUAACGUCAGUCUCGUGCUCUAAAUAGAACUAUGGAAAAUAUAAGCAUUAUUCUUUCAUUUCUAGUGUUGUACUUUUCUACACGAUUUUCAAUGUCAGCACCUAAAUAUGAGUACAAUUUCAAAAUAAUUUUCAACGAUUCCAAAGUUGAUUUACGCGAUGAUGUGUGUUUUUUUCUAUAUACACGAGAAAAUCUAAACAAUCCAGAACAAUUAUGGGUCGACGAUAAAAAUAGUAUUGACAAGAGUUUAUAUAAGUCCAGUAGGGCAACAAAAUUUAUGACGCAUGGUUGGCUGAAUUCUUACCAAGGACGAAAUUGCAUGACAGUUAAAAAUGCUUUUCUGUCUCACGAUGAUUAUAAUGUAAUUGUCGUUGAUUGGGCAAAUGUAGCUAAACUACCGUAUUUGGAAGCUGCUGGUUUAAUUAAAGCAGUAGGUGCACAUAUAGCAAAAAUGAUCGACAUUUUAGCGAGUCAAGGUAGCAGUUUGAGUGAUAUGUCUCUGGUCGGCCAUUCGCUGGGGGCGCACGUGAUGGGAUUAGCUGGAUACCAGGCGAGCAAUAAAAUUGGCCACGUAGUCGGUCUCGAUCCCGCUGGACCAGGCUUUAAAUCUGCAGGCCCCGGUAACGGCAUUUCCAGCAGCGAUGCCACUAUGGUCGAGAUAAUCCAUACGAACGCGGGUCACCUGGGCUUGUCAGAGCCUGUAGGCCACGCCGACUUCUAUCCUAACGGUGGGGGUCUUGAACAACCAGGUUGCGGCGAGGAUACUAACCACUAUUGUGCCCAUGAUCGUGCAUAUAUUUAUUACGCUGAGGCUUUGACCAAACCUAACUCUCUGUUGGCAGUGCGUUGUAAAGAUUAUGAUACGUUCCUCACAAAUGAGUGCAAAAAUGAGGCAAUUAUUUCAUUUCCAAGCUGGUCGACAAAACAGAAGAAGGAAAGGGGAUCGUAUUUUCUGCGUACUGCUGAUAAAGAGCCUUUUGGUUUGGGGAUUGAUGGAACGAGACCACCGACACUGUAAACAAUAAUUUUAUAAAUCUACUUUUAGUAAACUUACAAAAAGACUACUAGAAUUACGGGAUCAAUUUUGAUGAAACUUUGUGAAAAUAUUCUUUAUAAAAAAUACAAAGAUAUAUUUUUCAAUUUUAAUUCAUAAACCUUUUUAGAAACCUAUG
Messenger RNA from Phymastichus coffea, 1195 nucleotides. RefSeq names its product pancreatic triacylglycerol lipase-like. The record is from RefSeq and is a predicted model, not a curated record. NCBI's taxonomy places the organism in Eukaryota, Metazoa, Arthropoda, Insecta, Hymenoptera, Eulophidae. Gene Ontology annotation, molecular function: lipase activity. Gene Ontology annotation, biological process: lipid metabolic process. Bases 55 to 1041 code for a protein of 328 amino acids. The transcript is spliced from 4 exons.